Impatiens glandulifera is the source of this 2413-nucleotide messenger RNA. Its product is annotated as beta-D-xylosidase 1-like. Gene Ontology annotation, biological process: arabinan catabolic process; xylan catabolic process. The transcript is spliced from 7 exons. Gene Ontology annotation, molecular function: xylan 1,4-beta-xylosidase activity; alpha-L-arabinofuranosidase activity. Gene Ontology annotation, cellular component: plant-type cell wall. The record is from RefSeq and is a predicted model, not a curated record. Bases 1 to 2328 code for a protein of 775 amino acids. Lineage: Eukaryota; Viridiplantae; Streptophyta; Magnoliopsida; Ericales; Balsaminaceae.
AUGAGUACCCAUUUCAUAUCUCUCAUAAUAAUUCUCCUCCUCACUAUCUUCUUUCUAACCGGAAAUGCCCGGCCGCCUUUUGCCUGCGACCCAUCGGACGGUUCCACCUCCAAAUUACCCUUCUGUAGGGUAUCUUUAAGUAUACAAGACAGGACUAAAGACUUGAUCGGACGGCUGACGUUGCAGGAGAAGAUCAGACUCAUUGUUAACAAUGCGAUCGCCGUCCCUAGAUUGGGAAUCAAGGGUUACGAAUGGUGGUCGGAAGCCCUCCAUGGAGUAUCAAAUACCGGUCCCGGAGUUAAGUUCGGCGGCGUAUUUCCCGGCGCCACUAGUUUUCCUCAGGUCAUCACAACCGCUGCCUCUUAUAAUGCCUCCUUAUGGGAACAGAUCGGACGGGUGGUAUCCGAUGAAGCAAGAGCAAUGUAUAAUGGAGGAGUGUCGGGUUUGACAUAUUGGAGUCCUAAUGUGAAUAUAUUUAGGGAUCCGAGAUGGGGAAGAGGACAAGAAACGCCUGGAGAAGAUCCAGCUUUGUCGGGGAGAUAUGCUGCAAGUUACGUUAGAGGGUUACAAAGUAUUACAAAUGGGAAUCGUUUGAAAGUGGCCGCUUGUUGCAAACAUUUCACAGCCUAUGAUCUCGACAAUUGGAGAGGGGUUGAUCGUUUUCAUUUCAAUGCGGUGGUGACAAAGCAAGAUUUGGAGGACACUUAUAAUGUGCCAUUUAGGGAUUGUGUGAUUGAAGGAAAGGUGGCUAGUGUUAUGUGUUCUUAUAAUAAGGUUAAUGGCAAGCCUACUUGUGCCGAUCCUGACCUACUUCGCAACACUAUCCGUGGACAAUGGCAUCUCGAUGGGUAUAUCGUGUCGGAUUGUGAUUCUGUCGGAGUGUUAUAUGACCAACAACAUUACACUAGAACACCGGAGGAUGCGGCUGCUGACACAAUUAAAGCGGGCUUGGAUUUGGAUUGUGGUCCAUUCUUAGCAAUACAUACCGAGGCUGCAAUAAAUCAAGGGAAAAUGAGUGAAGCUGAUGUGAAUGGAGCCUUGACAAAUUUGGUUGUGGUUCAAAUGAGGUUAGGAAUGUUUGAUGGAGAACCAUCCAAACAACCUUAUGGGUAUUUAGGCCCAAGACAUGUUUGCACAUCAGCCCAUCAACAAUUGGCCCAAGAAGCGGCCCGUCAAGGCAUUGUGUUACUAGUAAACAAGGCAAAAACCCUUCCUCUUUCUAUCUCGGGCCAUCACACUAUUGCCGUCAUUGGACCCAAUUCAGAUGCUACCAAUACCAUGAUAGGAAACUAUGCUGGUGUACCAUGCGCUUAUACGUCGCCUUUAAAAGGAAUAGGUAGAUAUGCCAACACUAUUUAUCAAUCAGGAUGUAACGGAGUUGCUUGCAAUGAUAAUCAACAAUUUGUAGCGGCUGAGGGAGCAACCAAACAAGCCGAUGCCACGGUAUUGGUAAUGGGCUUGGACCAAUCGAUAGAGGCUGAAGCAAGAGAUCGUGUUAGCCUUCUUUUGCCCGGGCACCAAGAGGAGCUUAUUGCCCGGACAGCAAGGGCUUCAAAAGGUCCAGUUAUUUUGAUCUUAAUGUCUGGUGGCCCAAUUGAUGUUACUUUUGCUAAAAAUAACCCAAAAAUCGGAGCCAUCUUAUGGGUCGGAUAUCCAGGUCAAGCUGGUGGGGCUGCAAUCGCGGAUAUUCUCUUUGGAAAGGCAAAUCCAGGAGGGAAGUUGCCUAACACAUGGUAUCCACAAAGUUAUUUGAAUAAUUUAAGAAUGACAGAAAUGGGCCUAAGAGCUGACCCAACAAGAGGAUAUCCAGGCCGAACCUAUAGAUUCUAUAAGGGCCCAGUUGUCUUUCCAUUUGGACAUGGGCUUAGCUAUACAACUUUUACACACACUUUGGCCCAAGCUCCCACUACAAUUUCAAUGCAAAGUUUAAGUAACAUAGUGCAAGUUCAAAAUUCAACAAUCUUAACGUCAAAUGGCUUGAGCAUGUCACACAUUGAUUGCGACGCGCUCUCUUUUGACGUCCACAUUGAUGUGGAGAACACCGGUGAUAUGGAUGGGGCGCAAACAGUUCUUGUGUAUUCCACCGCACCCGCAAGUAGGAGAUGGGCACCGGUGAAACAAUUGGUCGGAUUUGAGAAAGUUCAUGUUGCGGCUAAAGGGAAACAAAGAGUUAAGGUUGAGAUCGACUUAUGCAAACAUAUGACAAUUGUAGACAAAUUUGGAACUAGAAGGAUCUAUUUAGGUGAACAUAAUCUUCAUAUAGGGGAAGAAGAAGUUAUGCAUAAAGUCUCAAUCCAAGUAGGUUUGGGUACUAGCAUUAAUCCAUAAAUAUACAUACACUUUAUUUAUAAUAAUAAUUGCAAUAUGAGGAAUUGUGAAAAUUUAAUAUAUAUAAUAAAUAUGUUGUUAUUAU